This is a messenger RNA of Diceros bicornis minor, 5261 nucleotides long. It is a transcript of the gene ADD2, whose product is annotated as adducin 2. The transcript is spliced from 17 exons. NCBI's taxonomy places the organism in Eukaryota, Metazoa, Chordata, Mammalia, Perissodactyla, Rhinocerotidae. Gene Ontology annotation, cellular component: plasma membrane; cytoskeleton; postsynaptic density. Gene Ontology annotation, molecular function: actin filament binding. The record is from RefSeq and is a predicted model, not a curated record. Bases 613 to 2787 code for a protein of 724 amino acids. Gene Ontology annotation, biological process: barbed-end actin filament capping.
CGUCCUUUUGUCAGCGCGCACCGCCAAGAGAGCUCUCAUUUCCUCCCAGCCUCUUGCGGGAAAUGGAUUUAAUUCUGACGGCAGGGCUGUAAGGGACGAGCGGGAACGAAAGCCUUUUGUCAAGGAGUAGCAGCCUCUGUUGUCUGUAAUUACCACCAACGCGGAGAAGCUGCACUGCUGGUGGAAUUCCAGGCAGCUCCGACAAGUGCGGGGCUGUUAGGAUGGGUAGAAAACAUUGCUCUGUAGAUUAGCUGGGUGCAUUUAUUAAGCAGAUCCAAAAAAGAAAACAACAACAACAACAACACAAAACAAAAAACCCGAACAAUCCACAGUGGAAGACCAGAGAUGGAUAAGGUGCCGUGCAGGAGAAAUUGAAUGUCAUGUUCCUGGAUGGGAAGAAUCGAUGUUGCAAAGAUGUCAAUUCCUCACAGAUUCUGCCGCGUGGAUGGCAGCCUUCCUGUUUCCACCCGGAUGUGUGAAAUCCUGUUCAUGUGGUUGGCGUCCCUGAGAGCAGAGCAGGCUGCACAGGCCGAGCACUGAGAAGACGCAGCCUGAGACAAGGCUAAUCCAGCCUCCCGGGUUCCAGGAGUGGAUAAUAAACCUACCAGGAAAAUGAGUGAAGAGACUGUCCCCGAGGCUGCCUCCCCGCCGCCCCCGCAGGGGCAGCAGUACUUCGACCGCUUUUCUGAAGACGACCCUGAGUACAUGCGCCUUCGCAACCGUGCAGCGGACCUGCGGCAGGACUUCAACCUGAUGGAGCAGAAGAAGCGCGUGACCAUGAUCCUGCAGAGCCCUUCUUUCAGGGAGGAGCUGGAAGGCCUCAUCCAGGAGCAGAUGAAGAAAGGGAACAACUCCUCCAACAUCUGGGCCCUGCGGCAGAUCGCGGACUUCAUGGCCAGCACCUCCCACGCAGUCUUCCCAACAUCUUCCAUGAACUUCUCCAUGAUGACGCCCAUCAAUGACCUCCACACAGCUGACUCCCUGAACCUGGCCAAGGGGGAGCGGCUCAUGCGGUGCAAGAUCAGCAGCGUCUACCGCCUCCUGGACCUCUAUGGCUGGGCCCAGCUGAGCGACACCUACGUCACGCUGAGAGUCAGCAAGGAGCAGGACCACUUCCUGAUUAGCCCUAAGGGAGUUUCUUGCAGCGAAGUCACAGCAUCCAGCCUGAUCAAGGUGAACAUCCUGGGAGAGGUGGUGGAGAAGGGCAGCAGCUGCUUCCCAGUGGAUACCACAGGCUUCUGUCUGCACUCGGCCAUCUAUGCAGCCAGACCCGAUGUGCGCUGCAUCAUCCACCUGCACACGCCAGCCACGGCAGCGGUGUCAGCCAUGAAGUGGGGCCUCCUGCCUGUCUCCCACAAUGCCCUGCUGCUGGGGGACAUGGCCUAUUAUGACUUCAACGGUGAAAUGGAGCAGGAAGCGGAUCGGAUCAGCCUGCAGAAGUGCCUUGGACCCACCUGCAAGAUCCUGGUGCUAAGAAACCAUGGAGUGGUUGCUCUAGGUGACACCGUAGAGGAGGCGUUUUAUGAGGUCUUCCACCUGCAGGCUGCUUGUGAGAUACAGGUGUCCGCUCUGUCCAGCGCCGGGGGAGUGGAGAAUCUCAUCCUCCUGGAGCAGGAGAAGCACCGACCCCAUGAGGUGGGCUCCGUGCAGUGGGCGGGGAGCACUUUUGGGCCCAUGCAGAAGAGCCGGCUCGGGGAGCAUGAGUUUGAGGCCCUCAUGAGGAUGCUGGACAACCUGGGUUACAGAACAGGCUACACGUACCGCUACCCCUUUGUUCAAGAGAAAACCAAACACAAAAGUGAGGUGGAGAUUCCAGCCACGGUCACCGCCUUCGUGUUUGAGGAGGACGGUACCCCAGUUCCCACCCUGCGGCAGCACGCCCAGAAGCAGCAAAAGGAGAAGACCCGCUGGCUCAACACGCCCAACACCUACCUGCGAGUCAAUGUGGCUGACGAGGUCCAGAGGAGCAUGGGCAGCCCCCGGCCCAAGACCACAUGGAUGAAGGCUGACGAGGUGGAGAAAUCCAGCAGUGGCAUGCCAAUCAGGAUCGAAAACCCAAACCAAUUUGUGCCUCUCUAUACUGACCCCCAAGAAGUGGUGGACAUGCGGAACAAGAUUCGAGAACAAAACCGACAAGAUGUGAAGUCAGCGGGGCCUCAGUCCCAGCUCCUGGCAAGCGUUAUUGCUGAGAAGAGCCGAAGUCCGUCUACAGAGAGCCAGCUGAUGUCCAAGGGCGAUGCAGAUACCAAAGAUGAGACAGAGGAGACAGUGCCCAACCCCUUCAGCCAACUCACUGACCAGGAGUUGGAGGAGUACAAGAAAGAGGUGGAGAGGAAGAAACUAGAACUGGACGGAGAGAAGGAAACCACUGCAGAGGAGCCUGGCUCACCUGUAAAGUCUGCACCUGCUUCUCCAGCACAGAGUCCAGUGAAGUCCGAGACGAAGAGCCCCGCGGUCUCUCCCUCCAAGUCUUCAGACGAAGGUGCUAAGAAGACAGAAACAAGCAAAGCCACCACAGAGCCUGACACGACUCAGCCAGGAGAGGUGGUGGUCAACGGGAGAGAGGAUGAGCAGACCGCAGAGGAAGUUCUCAGCAAAGGCUUGAGCCAGAUGACCACCAGUGCCGACACGGAUGUCGAUACCUCUAAGGACAAAACCGAAUCGGUCACCAGUGGCCCCAUGUCCCCAGAGGGCUCACCUUCCAAGUCUCCCUCAAAGAAGAAAAAGAAAUUCCGAACCCCAUCCUUCCUGAAAAAGAGCAAAAAGAAGGAGAAAGUGGAGUCCUGAUUCGUAGCACCCUUGGGCUCCCAUCUGCAUCCUCUCUCUCCUCCCCUUCCCUUGCCCCAUCUCUGUCCCUGGAAGCACAGGGCCAAGGAGGGAUAGAACAGGACCCUGGAUCACACUCUGAGGGGGAAGUUAGAGAUCACCUGACCAACUCCUCAUUUUACAGUUGCCCCAAAGAAAACAGGUGACUUUCCCAAGGUCACACAGCUCGUUAGUGGCAGAGCCUGCACUAGGAUUCAGGUCUCCUGGCUCCCAGUCCAGUGCUCUUUCCACUACAUAACACUGCCUAGCUGUGGGCCGCCUUUGUGAGGAUGCUGCCCACUGAUCUGAGCCCAGAGCAAGGAGGGCAGAGUGGGCCGCAGGCUCUCACAGGCUCAGUCUAAGUCAGACAGGUCGAGGCUUCCCCUGAGCAAGGUCCUUUUCCUCGAGGGAACCCAGUCUCCUGCUGAUGGAGCUAUCACUCCGUUUAGAAAUCUCUCUUUUUUGCAUAGGGUCCCUGCCCUGCUGCUCACAGUAAUCAGAGAAACUGACCUGUCCCCUCCAGCAGAAGUUAAUCUUUGUUCCCAAGGGCUGAUGGCUUAGCUUGUGCUUUCCCGACCACUAACCCCAAGCUUUCUUCAUGGAACCUCCUGACUCACGGAUGGAAGAUGGUGCGAGUUGGCAGACAGAAGGGCAAGCCAAGUCAGCCAUAGGACUGGGGAUAGUUUAAUCAAUAGAAGAAGCCAGGAACUUGACCCAUUGAAAUUGUGCAUCUCAGACGCUUCAAAACUAAAACCAAAUUUAGCUUAGAAAAAUGUCUCGUGCUCAGGGCAGAAAUUUGGGGAAAUUUAGAUCCUCUGUUAGCGUUGGGUUGUACGAGGAGGAUCAGAACAGCACAGGAUGUGCUCUGCCUUUCUAGCUUUGCAUGGCACCCGGAGCAGUGUGGCUCUCCCUGUCUCACUCCUGUGUGGCGGUCAGGUGUCCCCUGACCCCUCAAACCUGGAAGCACUGGCUCACAGACUGGAACUGGCAUCUUACCCUUGGCACUUUGACCUUGGCUCCUUUGGGUUCCAACUCAGUCAGUGUGGGUCCAGCAGAGGAGAACGAGAUGAGCCCUUCAGGAUUAAUCCCUAGGACCUGCUAUCAGAGAAAUGCUUGGGUGUCCCUGGCCCUGUCGCUGUCUGUCUAUCCUGGGUCCUGAUAAUAGCCACAGCUAUUGUAUUAAAUGCCAACACUAUCUUUUCAGAUUCUUCCAUGGGGCGUUGAUUAGUGAGCAUGGUUGGCUCCUAAAAAAUAGACAAUCCAUCCUCUUUAAAGCACAGUGUCUUCAAAGAAUAUUUUCCCUUCUUAUCCUAAUUAUUGUAAAAGUAUUUUUGAAAGAUCUUAAUCAUAGUUUUCCAUUUUUGAGCACUUACUAUAUAUACAUAUGUAUAGACACUGUGAAGGCUUUACAUGCAUUAUAUCCUUUAACCCUCACAACAAUCCUGUGAUGUGGGUAAGAUCAUUCCCAUUUUAUGGGUAGGGAAACUGAGCCCCCAAAGGAUGCUUGACUUGUUCCAGGUGACUUGGCUAGAAAGAUCCAGAGCCUGGAUUUGAACCCAGAUCAGUCUGAGUCCAGAGCCUUUGCUCUUAACAGCUAUGAUGAUCAGAAAACUUUAAUCCCCAAGGGUGGUGGUUUUAGUUCAGGACCCAUUUCUGUGACUGGUCUCCACUGCAUAAUGUUAGCACUUGAAACGAAGGUACGAAACUACCUGGGUUCUCCUUCCUCAGUGCGCAUUAAGUUCCUAGUUAAUACAGAUUGUGGUGAGGCCAGUGUGGACCUCUGACAAAGGAGAGGCAAGAGCCUUUGGGUUGGGGCAGGAAAUACCAUCCAUAGUUGGGCUAUUUCUUGAGAAGGGAGGAAACUGACAUAUGACUAGGGAAAACCCCCUACUGUAGGUCUCUAGUGCAGAUGCCUAACUGCUACCCCAGGCCCCUCUGUCUGUUCUGCUUUCUGAUUGUGUCCAGUCUUGUGAUGGACAACUCAAUGGUGAGGGGCACUGAUGCCUCAGAAAACUCUGUGAUAUGGGAAAUGCCUUUAAAAGCCAAUCCUUUGAUGCCUUCUUUUAAAAAAUAGAUUUCACAUUCAUUCAUUCAUCCCUUCACAAUAUUUGUAAAGCACUUACUAAGCAUCGGACAUCAUGCUGACAUUAAAAAAAAAAUUCUUGUGACUAGAAUCAUCAGUGGCAAGCAGAGUUAAGAGAAGGGUGGAGUGGAGACAACCACUGAUGCAGCUUUUUGUGUUUGAGUGGUUGAAUUCAGAGAUGUUGUUGAUUGACUCUUUGCAUUCAACAAAUUCUCUCUAUUUCCUUUGCAACAGUAAGGUCUUGUUUAGGUGAAAAUGCGUGAGCCCUGCUAGAGCAUCAUCCUUGGAAUUUAUGCCACGAGUCUGCCUCCUCUUUACCCAUUUGUUCAUUCCUUGUGCAUGCAAAAAACAUACAUGAGCUUGGGUCAUGGGC